Quercus robur (English oak) is the source of this 2221-nucleotide messenger RNA. RefSeq names its product pentatricopeptide repeat-containing protein At1g26900, mitochondrial. Gene Ontology annotation, biological process: RNA modification. The record is from RefSeq and is a predicted model, not a curated record. The transcript has a single exon. Gene Ontology annotation, molecular function: protein binding; RNA binding. NCBI's taxonomy places the organism in Eukaryota, Viridiplantae, Streptophyta, Magnoliopsida, Fagales, Fagaceae. Bases 61 to 1887 code for a protein of 608 amino acids.
CCCUCCCAUGUAAGUUUUAAGUUUUGACACCAAAGAGGCCAGAGAGCCUGCCUGGCUCAUAUGGCCUCAUUAUUCAAACUCACAUGCCUGAGGCAAACAUUGAAUAUUUGGUCCAAACUUGUUAACCCAAAACAACACUGCUCUAUCUCCUCACAGGACCAAAAGCUCCUUUAUUUAUUGAAAUCUUGCAAGCAAACCUCAGAAAACUCUCAAGUCCAUGGCUUUAUGGUCAAGACUGGACUUGACCAAGUCCCUUUCACUCUCAGCAAGCUUCUUGAUUCUUCCACUCAAGACAUGGAAUAUGCUGCCUCAAUUUUCAAAUAUGUACAAAACCCAAAUUUGUUCAUGUUCAAUACCAUGCUUAGAGGCUAUUCCAUUAGUGAUGACCCAGUACAAGCUUUUGGUGUUUUCAAUCAUUUGAUGGGUCAAAGUAUUGGGCUUGACGAGUUCUCUUUUGCUAGUAUGCUUAAAGCUUGUGCUCGUGUAUUGGGCAUUGUGAGUGGGCAAGGGAUUCAUGGGGUGGUUUUGAGGUCUGGGCAUGGGCUAUUUACCAAUGUAAAGAAUACACUUUUGCAUUUGUAUUGUGUUUGCGGGAGAAUUGGUGAUGCCCGUAAGUUGUUUGAUGAGUUUCCUCAAAUAAAUGAUUUGGUUUCAUGGAACAGUUUGAUGGUUGGCUAUGUUCAAGUAUCUCAGCCUAAUAUGGUAUUAUAUUUGUAUUGGAAAAUGUGUAGGAGUGGUUUGAGAGCCAGUAUUACCACAGUUUUGAGUGUUCUGUCUGCUACUGGUGAUUGUGGAAAUUUACUUGGAGGGAAGUCUCUUCAUGGUCAUUGCAUUAAAGUUGGGUUUUGUUCUGAUUUAAAUGUGGUUACCUCUAUGAUUGAUAUGUAUGCAAAAGCUGGGAAUGUUGAAUUAGGGCGUAGGGUUUUUGAUGAAGUUGCUGAAAAGGAUGUUGUUUUAUGGAAUUGUCUAAUAGAUAAGUAUGCAAGAAAUGGCAUGGUUGAAAAUGCAGUAGCUCUAUUACGUCAAAUGAAACUUCAACGAGUGACGCCCAAUUCAUCUACAUUAGCUGGAUUGCUUUCGGCUUGUGCUGCCUCUGGAGCCGUCAAUGUAGGCCGAUGCAUCAAUGAUUAUGUGGAAGAAGAAAAAAUGGUGUUGGAUAUGGUUCUUGGGACAGCUCUAGUUGAUAUGUAUGCUAAAUGUGGGUUCUUAGAGAAGGCUAUAGAAAUUUUUGAUAGGAUGGUGAGCAAAGAUGUGAAAUCUUGGACAGCCAUGAUCUCAGGUUACGGGGUUCAUGGGCAGGCGAGAAAUGCCAUUAUGCUAUUUUACAGGAUGGAAGAGGAGGGGUUUAGACCUAAUGAAAUCACUUUCUUGGCAAUUUUAAGUGCUUGUAGUCAUGGGGGCCUCGUGACAGAGGGCAUGAGAUGUUUUGAGAGAAUGGUUUGUGAGUAUGGCCUUUCACCAAAGGUUGAGCACUACGGAUGUUUGAUUGAUCUUUUAGGUCGUGCUGGGUUGCUGGAGGAAGCACAUAAAUUAAUCCAGAGCUUGCCCAUUAAGGGGGAUGCUACUGCAUGGCGCUCAUUGCUUGCAGCUUGCAGAGUCUAUGGAAAUGUUGUAUUGGGGGAAUGUGUGAAGAGGGUGUUAGUCAAAAUAUUUGAUGAACAUCCCACAGAUUCGAUCCUUCUCUCUAGCACUUAUGCCAUUGCUGGAAGGCUGCCAGAAGAAAGAAGAAUGCAGGAAAUGAAGGAAGAUAGCAUAAUGAAAGAAGUGAAAUGUCAUUCGGUUGGGACGGAGAAAGAAAAGUUGAUAAAGGAAGCUGGAUGUAGCAUAAUUGAGAUGGAUUCUCAGUGGUGUGAACCUAGUUGGGAAAACGAGCAACUGAGUGAUUGACUGUUAUUCAUUGCCUGGAUAACUGACCCAAUAAGAGGUGCAAUCUAUUUUCUAUUCAGGUCCUUGCAAACUCAAAGUUCUCUCAGACUGCUGACUCUGUCCUAAGAUUGUGGUAGAAAUCAAGGGAUGACAAAGGAUUUGAAUAUUCGAUUCUUGAUAGCGAUUAAAAGAAAUCAAGGAAUAGAAAUAUUUCAUGCUUCUAUUCAGCUUACUUUGUCUGACCUUUUCCUAUAACCAUAGCUUUAUGUUGAAUUCUACUCCAAAACUGCUUUUAGAUUAUGUAGGUGUAAUAAAAAUGGAGGGAUUAAUAAAUAAAUUAGGUUCAGUUACACUA